Coregonus sp. 'balchen' is the source of this 6022-nucleotide messenger RNA. The record is from the annotation of a GenBank genome assembly. NCBI's taxonomy places the organism in Eukaryota, Metazoa, Chordata, Actinopteri, Salmoniformes, Salmonidae.
AUGGUGCAUGAGUGGUGGUUGCAGGGCAAGAUAGGUAACGUUGGAGGUACAUAGAGAGAUGAGACCCCUUCAGAUCAGUUACUAUUACCGUUUAAUAUUUUGAGAUGAAAAAAGUAUACCUGGAGUAGUUUAUGUGUAAUUAGUUUAGUACUAACUCAAAUGUAGCGGUGUAACGAUAAUGUACAGACAUGAUUGUGGGGACAUUGGUCAACAAUUGGUCAACAAAUGCUGAUAUUGUCAAAUAUGUUUCAAUAAUCAGCAUAUAUGUUUCUUAUCCGAAAAAGAUAACUGUUCUGUAGCUAUUGACCCAGGGAACGUGGAGAGCUAUGCCGCUAUUCAACCCCUUGGUGUGGCUGCGGGAGUGGCUGCGACAGAGCAGAGGCUCCCCCAGACUGGUGCUGGUGGUCGUGUGUGUUGCCCUGCUACUGGAUAACAUGCUGCUUACUGUUGUCGGUGAGUCCAGACAACCCCUCACAUACACACACAUACACACACACACACACUUUCAAAUGUGCACAUAGGCGUGUACCUUAGAUAGGGUAGUGACAUCUGCAUUGAAAAAGGGACGUCACACAUUUUGAUAUUAUCUGUAGGGCCAGCAGUGCAGCUAGCGUGACCGUGGCAUUUGCCUUUACCUGGCCUGACUUCUAGAGCACACAGAGAAUAACUUGGCGCGACAGAGAGCAGCGCGACCACAUUACCCCUCAUGGAGUAGAUCCACUGUGCACACAAGGGCCUCCCCGAUGCUGAGACAAAAGGGUUCACCUCUCUUCCUUCCGCCAGCCUUUUAAAGUGCACAGUCUCCUCCAAACCCAAGUGUGUCGUUUCUCCUGUCUCGCAGUGCCCAUCAUCCCAACCUUUUUAUAUGCCCUGGACCACCCGACACAGGACCCCUUCAUCCAGCCAAGCACACAGAGGCCCUCUGAAGAGGGCUCCAUAUUGGCCUCGGUCCACUCCUUCUACGACAACACUUCCUACAGCCUCAGGGGCUCUGAGAGCAACCUGUCUGAGGCCCUCCUCUUCAACAUCUCCAUAAACUCCAGCCAGGCGAAAGGCAGCACAUGCCAGGAGGACAGUGCCUUCUUGGACAAGGAGAAUGUUCGUGUGGGACUCCUCUUUGCCUCCAAGGCUCUGGUGCAACUUCUGAUCAACCCCUUCGUGGGUCCCCUGACCAACAGGUACAUGUUCCGGCUUCACAGCAAGUGUUUUGUGUGUGUGACAAAAUCACAGCUAGCUAGGACGGUGUUUAACUUCUCAUUUAUUGAAAAUGAAGAAAUACAAUACACCCUGGUUCUAAUCAUAUCCUUCUUUUUACCCCAAGGGUUGGAUAUCACAUACCAAUGUUUGCUGGUUUCAUCAUCAUGUUCGUUUCAACAAUAAGUAAGCGUGGCUGACACUGACACACACUUUCUAACUUUUGAUACACAGCUUCUAACUAUAUAAUAUAUUUUUUUGCCUUCUUUUUUUUUACUCUCCAAAAACAAACUUAUACGAACGUAUUACUUAUUUAUGAACAACAACAUACAGACACACAAAAACAAUGACUACAUCUCCUCUGCCCAGACCUGCAUGCAUCACACCCCCAUCCCUACUGUCUGCAUUAUUGUUUGCCAUUUGGCCUUAAAUUGUACCAAUUUGUUUUUCUCGGUCGCCCAUGCUAUUUGAAUAUUUCAAUAAUAAAUCAUUAGAUUGUUGCCAUUGUGAUGGCGGAUUGAUUGACUUCCAAGUUUUUUGUUAUACGUUUUUUCAAGAUGAGUGAUAUGAGGAGAAUCGUCCUAGCUUUUAACUUUUUACACACAGUUGAUAAUGAAAUAUAUUUGAGGUAGUGAUCGCUAAUAUACAUACCAUGACUGUUUUACAACUCCAAUGUGUCAUCUUUAAAUUUUAUUUUAUCUUACCACAGGGUAGUCAUAGUAAUGGUGUUUGUGUCUGGUGGUUGUCAGUGUUUGCCUUCUCAGGUACAUACGCCUUGUUGUUUUUUGCUCGCUCUCUUCAGGGAAUUGGUUCCUCUUUCUCCUCCGUGGCAGGUACUGUGUGUGUGUGUGUUGUGUUUUGUGUUUCACAAUAAUAUCCUAAUUCCCCAGUGUUGCAAUAGAAUAUGAACCAUUUUGUCCUAGCAUCUUAAUGUCCGAGUGAAAAGCACGUCUUCUCCUGUAGGACUGGGAAUGUUGGCCAGUGUGUACACAAAUGAUGAGGAGAGAGGCGUAGCCAUGGGGAUCGCUCUGGGUGGACUGGCCAUGGGGGUUCUCAGUGAGUUACUCCCCUUUUCUAAGAUCCUGGUGGUCCUGUGUGGCUCAGCUGGUAAAGCAUGGCACUUGUACGUUUUGGGGUCAAUUCCCACUGUGGCCACCCACACGAAAAUGUAUGCACACAUUACUACUGUAAGUUGCUUUGGAUAAAAGCAUCUGUUAAAUAGCAAAUGGUUAUGGUGAAACGUAUCUUACACUACAACAUGCCAAACUUGAAAUCUUCAAGUGGAAUAUAUGUGUAAUCAGUUACUUUUUCUUGAAAAUGUAUUUGACAGUUGGAGCCCCAUUUGGCAGUGUGAUGUAUGAAUUUGUGGGGAAGACUGCUCCUUUCUUAAUCUUGGCUUUUCUGGCAGUAUUUGAUGGAGGUAAUCAAAUCAAAAUAUUUCUUAUAAUAUUAUACCAAGAACUGAUUUAAUCUCAGUGCUAUGACUGCAUUGACUGUUUUCAAUGCUGUUUAUCUGUUAAACUCUACAUUACAGUGACCUUGUUACAGUGUAAUUAUUCCUGUAAUUACAGUGUAACAAGUAUUGUAAUUACUCAUUACAGUGUAAUAAUGAGUAAUUACAAUUCUUGUUGCACUUGUACAGUACAGUCUGUAAUUACAAUGUACUUAGGGUUACUUAGGCUGAGGGUCGGGGCUAUGGUUAGGGUUAUGGUUAGGUUCAGUGUAAUAUGAGGAAUUAAUAUACUUGUUGUUACACUGUAAUUACAUGAGUAGUUGCACAGUAAUAAGGGCACUGUAACGUAAAGUGUUACCAGAUUAUCUCUUGUGGCUAACCAAUCAGAAUGAAUGGUUUAGACAGGCAAGCUGUUUGUAUUGUUUGGAGCGGACAAGAUAUAUUCUAGGAAUGUUCCUCAAUGCCAAAUGACUGACUCUCUAAACACAGUGUUACAGCUUUGUAUACUUCAGCCAUCAAAGAUUUCACCAGGGGUGAGUAUACUUUUACCAUCUCUUUCAAGAUCAAUUUUUUUUUUACACUCUCAAAAUGAACAUAACUGAGUUGCUAAAAUCCCAAUCACUGCAAAUAGUGGGGUUAUAUCUCAAUUAAUCUUUCCUUGAUUCCUCGAAUGCUAUGUCCCACCUCCUUCACAAAAUGCAUUAGAGAAGAAGGCCUGAGGCGAGGGACCUUGGACCUUCUCUUCCAAUAAUGUAGAGUAGGAGGCAAGGACAAAUUCAGAUUGAGCCAGAGUGUGUAUGAAUCAAUGUAGUUCAAGAUGCACCGAACAGAAGCCAUCAUUGCAUUAAGUUACACAUGCUGUCUUAUUUUAGAAUGUUGACAUUUCACAACCUCCUCAAGUUAGAAAAAACUGAAGUUUGCUCUGUCUUUCUGUCUCUUCUGGCUUAACAUUUCACAUUAACUUACAGAGUGUUGAGGGCACUCCUUUGCUGACCCUACUGAAGGACCCCUACAUUCUCAUAAGUGCAGGUGAGACUGGGCCUUGACUGUUAGAAUAACAAACCAGAGAGGAAGGCUAAACACAGAGGAUGUGUCUCUAAUGGCACCCUAUUCCCUAUUAGUGCACUACUUUUGACCAGGGCCCAAUGGGUGAAGUAGUGCACUAAAUAGGGAUUACGGUGCCAUUUGGGACGCAACCAUAGUCCUAAAACAGAAGUGAGCUGACCUUGGUGCUUUGGUUUCAGGCUCUCUGUGCUUCGCCAACAUGGGAGUUGCCAUUCUGGAGCCCACGCUUCCCAUCUGGAUGAUGCAGACUAUGUGCUCUCCCAAAUGGCAGCUUGGUACGUUCCUGCGUUAUGUUUCUUUCUUUCCAAUAAAUCGUAUGGAUUGCAAUAGUCUUUCCUUUGUCUGACAGUGUUUUGCGUUUGAUUUAUAGGUAUGGCUUUCCUACCAGCAAGCAUUUCUUAUCUUAUCGGCACCAAUUUAUUUGGUUUGUUGGCUAACAAAAUGGGAAGGUAGGUUUUUGUUUAUCCUCUCCCGUUUGCCUCUAUUUGUUCCUACCUAUCAAUGAUCAAUAUGUAAAAACAUUUCACCAUCUCUUUAAUGCUAGUCACUCAGUAAAGGACAUCUCAUGUAAGCCUAUGGGGGUUGUGUGAAUCGGUGUGUUAGUGUCUAUAUAUAUACUGUGUGUGUGUGUGUGUGUGUGUGUAAGAUGAUGAUUCGCAGUAAGGAGAUGGUAUUUUUCUCUCCUCAGGUGGCUGUGCUCUAUGAUUGGGAUGUUUAUUGUUGGCGUCAGUCUCCUUUGCGUGAGUAUUAAUUCCUAUGCAGUUUUCUGGCUCUGCAAGAUCAUAAGGUAGUUCAAUGAAUAACCAUCAUAUUUCUUGUCCUAUAGGUUCCUUUUGCAAAGAACAUCUAUGGUCUUAUUGGUCCAAAUGCAGGCCUGGGGUUUGCUAUUGGUGGGUGCCAAUGUGUUAUAUAGAAACACAUAUGAAUGAUGGUCUGAAUCACCAUGACAACUAUGAACUGUCUGCUGUGUGUGUGUUAGGAAUGGUGGACUCCUCUAUGAUGGCCAUAAUGGGAUACCUGGUGGAUAUUCGCCAUGCCUCGGUCUACGGCAGUGUUUACGCCAUAGCUGAUGUCGCAUUGUGUAUGGGUUUUGCCAUUGGUGAGUGAUCAUUCCUUUGUCGUCUGCUUCUACACAAAUACAGCAAAUACAGUAAAUCACUUGAAUUGUAUGACCCAGAUACUCCCAGCCAGGUGGUCUCAGCGAUUCAACUUUGUCUAGCUUGUCUGACCCAGCAGCACCCUCUGUCUCCCGUGUUGUUGUGAUUCAGGUCCUUCGAUAGGGGGCGCCUUGGUCAGGGCCAUUGGAUUCCCUUACCUCAUGGUAUUCAUUGGCAUCAUCAAUAUCUUCUACGCUCCCCUGUGCUUCUUCCUGCGUAACCCUGCCAUCAGGGAGGAGAAGAUGGUGAGUGGUAUUUCCUAUUUGCUAUCCCCUGGCUCCAGUCAUAAUCCAGACCCACCAGAAUGUCUGGCCCAACGCGUUCUAACACAUCCUGGGAGGUGAGGUUUGCAAUCCAAUGUGUUUGUAUCAGUGCCAGGUAACAGAGAAUCAGCCCUCACAUAUAGUGGGAAGGUGUAUUAGCCAAAGGUAUAAUUGUAGAAAACAUAGUGCCUCUUAUUGAUGUGGGUUUUUACCGAAUAAUUAUGACCAUGGUUUCAAAGAUGAUGGUCAUGCACUUCAAAGAUACAGUCAUAACAGAAAAUAUAAGGAAUAAAUUAUUUAAAAAUAAUAAUAAUAAUAAUAAUAUUAUGAAAUCCAAAUAAUUAUUUAAUAAUAAGAGUAUAAGAGUCAAAUAUGAAAACAAAGAUGAUUUCCUACUAUUGUAAAAUAAUUGUAUCCCCCGAAAUCAGGUAAUUUCUUACGGCCCAUGAUAAUGUUUUACAAAUGUCUUGUGUGUCUUGUAGACCAUCAUAGACCAGGAGUGCCCUCUGCACAGGAAGAGCUACAACACACAGAAGGAGUGUCGAGAGUUCCCUUUGAGUGACGAGAGCGAGGAGGAAACGGAGGAGUAACAUGCUCUUUGACAACACGACACACACAUUUAUUUUAAAUUUAUUUUGACAGUGAAAGAGCAGAGGCAUUGUGAUGUCUCUAAAUUGUUGAUAUUGCCUUUGAAUUGACAUGAAGUCUAGAAAAGGCAUUUGGUGUCACACUUAUCUGUAUUCAACGUUUCCUAAUGACCUCAGUACUUAGUUUAUUACUUGAAAUAACAAACAAUGGCCCCUGUGUUUUUAAUAUGGCAUGUAUAGUGACAGUAGUGUUUGCAUUUUAUUUAUUGAAUCCAAGUUGUCUGAUGUGUGUGUGUGUGUGUG